AGUAUUUUGGUAGAUUGAUACUUGUCUCAGAGUAAUAAACAUGAAGCUCCAAAUACUUUCAGCUGUUCUAUUACUUCUUCAAGUGACAAGUACACUUUGUUUUGUCAGAAUUCGACGUAUGGAAUCAGACGUGCGACUAGAACAUUUUACUGAGUGUAAAAAACAACUUGGAGUAUCAGAUGAAAUUAUCAGAACUACCGAGAAUUAUUGGCAGGCCGAAAAGUUGAAGUGCUUGAUGGCUUGUAUGUUUGAGAAAGACGGACUUUGGGGUGCCGAUAGAAAGUUUAAUAUAGACCAAUUCAUGGAAGAAUUUGCAGAAGACACUGAGCUUGAAUCUAAGAAAGCAGCAGCAUUAAAAGAAAUUUGCUUUGAAGAAGCUAAAGUACACGACGAAUAUUGCGAUUUUGCUAACACUCUCUUUAAAUGCUGUAUCGAGACAUACGAAAAUUUCGAAGCCAAGGAACGCAAGGAGUCAAAGAAAGCAUCAUAAAUAUAUUCCAGUUUCCAAAACCAGAAGAGAAUUUCGUUUGGAAGUUGAAUUAUUUAGAAUAAUUUAAGAAAUUAUAAUGCAAGGGUAAUGUGAAUUCUUACAGGUAUACACAAUUUGGUUUUUCUAAUAUUUUAUAUGUGUAGAGGUAAACUAAGAUAAAUACAUACAAUCUAUAGCGCAAAUAAAUAAUUGAAUCAGUUCACUGUAAUGAGUAUAACUAUCAGGUAUAGUUCUAGUUUGAAACGAAUUAGACUUACUCUGUUAGAAACCACGCCCACGCAUUGUAAAACUUACAAUUGAUCAGCUGCUCUCCUAUUGUAUUCGAAAAGCUCUAUACCAGGUAUAAAUAGGACACUAUUAGUCGAAAGUAUUACAGAUAAUAAAUUAUAAACGGAUU
Belonocnema kinseyi is the source of this 887-nucleotide messenger RNA. RefSeq lists its product as uncharacterized. Gene Ontology annotation, molecular function: odorant binding. The record is from RefSeq and is a predicted model, not a curated record. The transcript has 5 exons. Bases 41 to 490 code for a protein of 149 amino acids. Gene Ontology annotation, biological process: sensory perception of smell. Lineage: Eukaryota; Metazoa; Arthropoda; Insecta; Hymenoptera; Cynipidae.